AUGCUCCAAGCAUUAGGCCAUCAAAAGCUGUCCAACACGAUGUGCAAUGUUCUUAAAGAGACUUUCCGAAAGGAAGAACUUCAACAACGAGCUUGGCUGGGACAGAACCCUUCUGCAGAAGAAAGCCCAAAGAAGACUCAUCACGCCCAACCUUCAUUAAUAAUGAUUCAACUCUCAAGAGAUAAGCAUGCUCGUCCUUCCAUUGAUCUUGCAUCGCACUCCAAUCAAAAGCUUUCCUCAUCGGCAUCCAUCAAAAACAAUGAUGUAAAUGGUCGUAAUAAUAGUAAUUGUAGUACGUUUGGAAGCCGCAAAACACGACCACAUUCUCCUCUCAAAUCUACUUGUUCUUCUGCAAAGGAAUCCACCUCUCAUUGUUCAUCGAUUUCAAAAACAUCCACUGCAAGCAAGGCUUCAAUUGUAUCCAAUGCUACUUCUUCCUCGACAUCUUCCAACAACAUUGCCAAAGCCAUGCCAGCUCUUUGGUUUUCAAACAUUUCUGAUUUAGUGGAUUCUACUGAUAUUGGAUGGGGAGUUCGUUCAGAAAGAAAUGUGACAAGUGAUGAUAAGGACUUCUUCUUAGAUCUACAACCUGUCACUUCAACCAAAUACAGUAAAAAGAAAGUGAUUGAAACAGAGUUUUAUGAUCAUUCGCAUUUUGACGGGUUUUUAACCCAUCGAAGAGCUCAUGUGAGCGAUCGUCAUGCUAACGAGUCUGCUGGAUUUCAAUCUCAGAAAAAACAAUCUUCACAUUCAUCGACCAAAAAGAAAAAGAAUUUGAUUUUUGAUUGA
This is a messenger RNA of Naegleria fowleri, 789 nucleotides long. RefSeq lists its product as uncharacterized. The transcript is spliced from 3 exons. The coding region runs from base 1 to 789 and encodes 262 amino acids. NCBI's taxonomy places the organism in Eukaryota, Heterolobosea, Eutetramitea, Acrasida, Naegleriidae. The record is from RefSeq and is a predicted model, not a curated record.